Morchella importuna is the source of this 936-nucleotide messenger RNA. RefSeq lists its product as uncharacterized. The record is from RefSeq and is a predicted model, not a curated record. The transcript is spliced from 9 exons. Bases 1 to 936 code for a protein of 311 amino acids. NCBI's taxonomy places the organism in Eukaryota, Fungi, Ascomycota, Pezizomycetes, Pezizales, Morchellaceae.
AUGGCUCUAAUUUGCCAGACAUUCUGUGUGAGUACAUGUAGAGCAGUCCUUGUGCCUUCUAUCUCUAUCUGCUUCGUGAUGUCUACGAGCACUAACCCCACAAUCCAACCCACCCCCCAACCAACACCAACAACACCUUCCAUCGCCUCGCCUCGGCAAAGCGCGCAAAACAGCAGAAAUGAUUCUCAGAUCAGUAUUCAAUCGCCUGAAACUGAACCUCUUUUUCGAUACCCUCGCGGUUAUCCCAACCUAUCCGCAACGAUGAAUAGCGACCCUAGUCUUGCAAUGUUCCGAAGAUUCGGUAAAAUACGAAUACGCAGUCUCCUCUAUAAACAAGACCAUCUAGCAGAAUUAGAGAGAAGGCUAUAUGUACUAGAUUUGAAGGAGGAUGAUCAGGUCAAUCUUUCGAGUAGGAGAUUUGACAAUAAUGCAGAACGAAAGGAAAUAAUGGCGGAGAUCGAUAUAGCCCUAAAAGACUAUGACAAAGCACUGUUCAACUGCAGCAAAAUAUUCGGUUUUCCAGCUGCGAGUGCAAAGAACAUCGAACAGUUAAGCCAGUGGAUUGAUGAUUCACAGCCUUUGGAGGCGGAAGAACAGCGAUUUCUAGAAGAUCGAUCAGAUGUUAUUACCCUUAGGGAAGAUCUUCUCGAGCGAGGGACACAGCUAAAACUAGCGGGUUUCUUAGCAAAGAAAUAUCUUACCUCAGAUAGCGACCCUCGAAAUCAUUUAAAUUCUGAUCCAAACGUGUACUAUAUUCCCGACGAUGGAGUUUUAAAAAUUGCAGGAUUUCUCAAGAUUGUGGUGCGAGUCGUUGUUACUAUCACAGCUGCAGCAACACUCCUCGUUCCAAUUGUCAUCCUAUGUUUUGUAAAGCUUCAACUCGUGCUUCAAACGGAGAGAUAUUUGGCGCUACCGCCGCGUAUGCUGCUGUUAUGA